UGACUUUUGCCAUGAUGAUCUAUAUAUUUUAUCUGCCUGUGGAGCAAUCCAUGCAAAAUAAAGGACACAAGUUCACGCUCUCCACCACUGCUUUCAUUUCAGACAGACCACAGCAUUCUGCACACUUUUCAGGAUUUGAAUAUUUGUCGAUCUUGAUUCCUUCGAGGGCUGUGGGGAAGAUGGCUUCUUGGGAGCUGCUGGUUUGGUAUUGUAAACCAGUGGCCAAUAGAGUAUCUGCAAAAGAACUAGACACCACAUUUGGAGCAUACACCCCUUGUGCCAUUGACUCUCUGGUGAUUUGUUUAUCUUAUUCGGUGCUCUGUGGGCUGUGCUUCUACCGGAUUUGGUUGAUUGAGGAUCCGAAAGCUGAAAAGUACCGUCUAAGGACAAAUUACUACAACUACAUACUAGGAUUGUUUGCUGCUUAUUGCACUGCUGAGCCUAUAUUCAGGCUGCUAAUGGAUAUUUCAUUCUUUGACCUGGAGGGCGAGACUGGCGUUGCACCCUUUGAGAUGGCUUCUUUAGUCAUUGAGGCCCUCUGCUGGUGCUCCAUGCUCAUUAUGAUUAGCUUGGAAGUCAAAAUAUAUGUCCAGAAGUUCCGAUGGUAUGUGAGAUUUGGAGUCAUUUAUGUGUUGAUAGCGGAAUGCGUAGUGCUAAGUUUCAUCCUGCCAGUGAGUGAUAAAGCCACCAGAUUGCCCUUCUACAUGUGUGUGGGCACGUUUAUAUGCAAGGUUUUAUUCGGAAUUCUUCUUUUGUUUCAUGUGCCCACCUUGGAUCCAUUCCCUGGUUAUGUUAUGUUGGAACCUGAGUCCAAUGGCAAUGGUGAGUAUGAGGCCCUCCCUGGAGAAGAGCAGGUUUGUCCUGAGAGGCACGCAAAUCUCUUUUCCCGUAUAUAUUUUGGAUGGAUGACCUCACUUAUGCGGCAAGGCUACCAGAAACCCAUCACUGAAAAGGAUGUCUGGAAAUUAGACGCAUGGGAUCAGACUGAAACACUGAUUAAUAAAUUCCAGAAAUGCUGGAUUGAAGAAUCUGAAAAGAAAAACCCAUGGCUGUUAAGAGCUCUAAAUAAUAGCCUUGGAGCAAGGUUUUGGCUGGGAGGACUAUUUAAGAUUUUCAACGAUCUUUCUCAAUUUGUGGGGCCUGUUAUCUUGAACCAUCUCUUACAGUCAAUGCAGCAUGGGGAUCCUGUUUGGAUCGGUUGUGCAUAUACUUUCUCAAUUUUUGUUGGUGUGUUGCUCGGAGUGGUCACUGAACCUCAAUACUUUCAGAAUGUGAUGCGCACUGGCUUUCGCCUGAAGUCAACUCUGGUGGCUGCCAUAUUCCGAAAAUCCUUGGGACUAACUCAUGAGGCCCGCAAGAGUUUCCCAACUGGGAAGAUCACAAAUAUAAUCACAACAGAUGUCAAUACAAUCCAGCAAAUAUGCCAACAACUUCACAAUCUGUGGUCAGCGCCAUUCAGAAUAACCUUGUCUAUGAUCCUUCUCUACCAACAAUUGGGUAUUGCUUCUCUCCUUGGAUUGUUACUCCUCAUUCUCAUGAUCCCUGUACAGACAGUGGUGAGUAGCAAAAUGAAACAACUAACGAAGGAAGGAUUGCAAAGGACAGAUAGGAGGGUCGGCCUCAUGAAUGAAAUCCUUGCAGCAAUGGAAACUUUGAAAUGUUAUGCAUGGGAGAAAAGCUUUCAGAAUAGAGUUCAAGGCCUACGGGAUGAUGAACUGUUGCGGUUUCGCAGGGCCCAGUUGCUUGCUGCUUUCAAUAGUUUUCUGCUCAACAGCAUGCCAGUUGUUGUGACAUUGGUUUCAUUUGGAACUUUCACUUUACUUGGAGGAGACUUGACACCUGCUAGGGCAUUUACAUCCCUCUCUCUGUUUCAAGUGCUACGAUAUCCUUUGAACAUGCUUCCUAACUUAUUAAGCCAGGUUGUAACUGCAAAUGUCUCCAUCCAACGGUUGGAGGAACUAUUUAUGGCAGAAGAGAGGACUCUGGCAUUGAAUCCACAACUUGAGCCAGGAGUUCCAGCCAUCUCUAUCAAGAAUGGACACUUUUCAUGGGAGUCAAAGGCAGAGAAGCCUACAUUGUCAAAUAUCAAUUUAGAUAUACCAGCUGGAAGCUUAGUUGCAAUUGUUGGUGGGACUGGAGAAGGAAAGACGUCGCUUGUCUCAGCAAUGCUUGGAGAACUUCCUGCUGUAGCAGAUACUAGUGUUGUAAUUAGAGGAACUGUUGCUUACGUUCCUCAAGUUUCAUGGAUUUUCAAUGCUACUCUGCGCGACAAUAUAUUGUUUGGAUCUGCAUUUGAACCUGAGAGAUACUGGAGAACAAUUGAUGUGUCUGCAUUACACCAUGAUCUCAACAUACUUCCUGGCCAUGAUCUCACAGAGAUAGGAGAAAGAGGAGUGAAUAUCAGUGGUGGUCAAAGGCAAAGGGUUUCAAUAGCUAGGGCCUUCUAUUCCAAUUCAGACGUAUACAUAUUUGAUGACCCUUUAAGUGCCCUAGAUGCUCACGUUGGUCACCAGGUAUUCAACAAAUGCAUCAAGAAAGAGUUGCAAGGCAAAACAAGGGUUCUUGUGACAAACCAGCUACAUUUUCUUCCUCAAGUAGAUAAGAUCAUUGUUGUGGGUGAAGGAACAGUUAAGGAGGAGGGAACCUUUGAGAAGCUCUCCAAAAGUGGCACGUUAUUCCAAAAGUUGAUGGAAAAUGCUUGGAAGAUGGAAGAAAUGCAUGAAGAACAGGAGGUGGCGGAAGAACGACAAAACAACAAAAAUGUGGAGCAUGGAAGGUCGAAACCCACAAUUAAUGGAGUGCAUGAACUGAUUCGGAAUACAGGCUAUACUGAUGGCAGAGGGAUAAUGCUUAUCAAGCAAGAGGAGAGGGAGACUGGCACAGUCAGCUGGAAAGUCUUGGACAGGUACACGACUGCAUUAGGGGGCAGACUGGUUGUUAUGGUAUUGUUCACAUGCUACACAUUGAUUGAAGUUCUUCGAGUUUCAAGCAGUCGAUGGUUAGGCAUUUGGACAAAUCAAAGCAGUUCAGAAAGUUACAAUCUACCGUAUUUCCUCUCCAUUUAUGCGCUUCUGUCACUGUGCCAGGUAAGUCUUACACUGGGAACCUCUUAUUGGUUGAUCAUUGCAAGUCUACGUGCAGCCAAAAGACUCCAUGAUUCCAUGCUAGACACCAUCCUACGUGCUCCAAUGCUCUUCUUCCACACUAACCCGCUUGGAAGGGUAAUUAACAGGUUUGCAAAGGAUCUUGGGGAAAUAGAUCACAACGUUGCUGGCUUUGCCAACAUGUUUCUGAACCAAGUCUGGCUGCUCCUUUCCACAUUUGCCUUGAUAGCCAUCGUCAGCACUCUGUCUUUGUGGGCUGUAAUGCCAUCUUUCAUCUUGUUUUAUUCUGCCUAUCUAUACUAUCAGACAACAUCCCGUGAAGUGCAACGCCUGGAGUCCAUAACCAGAUCACCUGUAUAUGCACAGUUCGGAGAAGCACUCAAUGGCCUGUCCAGCAUCCGUGCAUACAAGGCCUAUGAUCGGAUGGCCGACAUCAAUGGCAAAGCAAUGGACAACAACACGAGAUUCACCCUCGUCAUCAUCAGCUCCCAUCGCUGGCUCACCAUAAGAGUGGAAACACUGGGAGCAGUCAUGAUCUGGUUGAUAGCCACCUUCGCUGUCUUGGAGAAUCAAAAGGCCAAAAACAGGAUUGCAUUUGCGUCUACCACGGGCCUACUGUUGACCUACGCUCUGAACAUCACCAGCCUGUUGAGCGCAGCUCUGAGGCAGGCUAGCCGAGCUGAGAACAGCUUCAAUGCUGUAGAGCGCGUGGGUGCUUACAUGGAGUUGCCCUCAGAGGCUCCUGCUGUUAUCGAGAGCAAUCGUCCACCAUCUGGUUGGCCCUCAUCAGGAUCGAUCGAGUUUUCGGAUGUUGUCCUGCGUUAUAGGGCAGAAAUUCCACCAGUGUUGCAUGGACUGUCGUUUGUAGUUGCUCCCAGUGAGAAGCUUGGUGUGGUUGGGAGAACUGGAGCAGGGAAGUCCAGCAUGCUGAAUGCAUUGUUCAGAAUUGUGGAGGUGGAGAGGGGAGAGAUCGUGAUUGAUGGAUGUGAUGUUGGGAAAAUUGGGCUCAUGGAUCUUAGGAAAGUUGUUACUAUCAUACCACAAGUACCAGUUAUUUUCUCCGGAACUGUGAGACUAAAUCUGGAUCCAUUUAGUGAACAUAAUGAUGCAGAACUCUGGGAGGCACUGGAAAGGGCACAUCUAAAGGAUGUCAUAAGGAGCAAUCCUUUUGGGCUGGAUGCUGAGGUUCUGGAGGGUGGAGAGAACUUCAGUGUUGGACAGAGACAAUUAUUGAGUCUUGCUCGAGCAUUGUUGCGAAGAUCGAAAAUUUUUGUACUUGAUGAAGCUACUGCUGCUGUUGAUGUGAGAACUGAUGCUCUCAUACAAAAAACAAUCAGAGAAGAGUUCAAGUCUUGCACAAUGCUCGUAAUUGCUCACAGACUGAAUACCAUCAUCGACUGCGACAGAAUUCUCGUGCUUGAUGAUGGACGGGUAAAAGAGCAUGCAACUCCAGAGGAACUGCUGUCGAAUGAAGAGAGUGCAUUCUACAAGACGGUGCUCAGUACUGGAUCAGCCAAUGCUCAAUACUUGCUCAACUGUGUGUUUGAAAGUGCCAAGAGAGCAAGGUUAACUGGAAUGAAAAGAUCAAGAACCUAGAGACACAGAGGAAAUGGAUUUCUUCCUUGAGAUUUCUUCCUUGAGAUAGGCAGUUGCUGCUUAGUUUGCAUUAGCCGUUAGUCUCACUGCUUCAACAAAUGAUCUUCAAAGUUUGGUUUCCAGAGAUGCAAUGACAUUCUCUGGGGGAACGAUGAGUAGGCUGGCUAGAACAGGAAUCCAGUUUCAGCAUACGAAUUAGAGAAUGAGCCCCUGGACUGGGACACUGACAAAAACUAGAAUACAGCAAGAAAAAUGGUUUCUUUGACACUUACUAGACUAGAUUGUUACAACUUCAUAGUUGAUUGAAUGAACGUAGAGGCGUACCCUAUGAACAGAUGUGUAAUGUAAUGGAAGUUUUGAGCAGUGGGCUGUCACCAAACUAUCUGGUCUUCAUUGAUUAUACUAGUUUUUACAUAAUGGAAGAGUUUCCAAUGGAUUUCUACACUCAAUAUAUGGCUUGGAAGGCUUCUGCAAAGAACAUUCAUGAACUCUGGCUCACUAUAUCACCCUUGGUUCAUGGAGUUUUCAGGUGGAUCACAUUGAACUUCUGGUUUACCCUGGUGGGUUCGAACAGCUCGAAGUGCCUGGACAGAAGCCCCUGAGAACUUUGUUAACGCCUGGAAUACAAGUGGGAGGCUAGUUUUCAGGUUGUUCAGAGUCAUGGCUCGGGUGACCUGGACUGAGUUCAAAUAUUUGGCCUUCUCAAUCUCAGCUCUCUUCUUUGAGUCUUCAGUUUUGACAAGUUUAACAGACAAAGGGUGCUUAGGGCUCAGAUUGGGAGUUGCAUCAUCUCCAUCAGGAAUACUCCAGUCAAAUCUCUUCUGCAUUUCAGCAAGUGACAUCAGUUCUUUCUGCAGCCUUCUCUCCAACUUCUCCGAUUUUCUUUGCAGGCUCAGUUCCUCUGCCUGCUGCUGCACUAUCGCUUGGAUGGAUGAUAAAAAGCCCUUUAUGGCCUCUGAUGCCACCUGCAGAAAGGGCUUGGUCAGAAUGGCAGAAACAGCUUUUCUUGAAGUAUUUUUUUCACCUUCCUAAUAGCCGUCAGGAGCCCACCACUAGACGAAUUACAGAGGGUGUGUUUAGUUCAACUUUACUAAUCAAGGGCGCAAGUUGGUUAAAAUUGAAAGUUUAGAAGCUUGUUUGUUAGUCGAGACAAAGUACAGGGGGCCUGAAUGCUACACAACCUCUUGGAAACACUUAUGCAAUUGAAGACUUGUUAGAGGUGGUUACCUUGUCAGGCAUUUUGUCAAAGCCGAGUUUCCAUUCUUCACAAAGCUUGUGAACAGCAGGUGAUUGAGCACUUGGUGGUUGUUGGUCAUCCACAAGGCAGCUAGUGAGUUGGACCCACCUGCAUAGGGUCGUCACGUAUUCCUCUUGGGAUCGCACAAGUCUGCAGAAGCUGUGGUACCAUGAGAUAAUCUCGGCCUCGAGCUGAGCUGUCGCUUGGCGAUGGAACUCGGUUGCUGAUUCCACCCCUUGAUUAUCGUUUAGGUGAUUCAUUUGUUGGGAGAUGUGAUUCUGAACUUGAUGACAUGCAUACAUUGUCCUCCACAUGCUCUUCAGCCUGGUGAACCAAAAUCAAAUCGAAAGAUUGUAUCAUCAAAUCAGUACUUCAUUGCACAUUGUUCAGAGAAAUUAGUAUCUCUGACAAGCACGGAUUAUUACCCAGCAACUAAUGCAAUGAGUUGAGGGUACAGCUCCACAUCAAUGAGUUCCAAUAUGCAAGAACAACCUCCACUUAUAGAAUGUUGGAGUCUUCUUAAGUCCGACUCCAACUCUUCAACACUUGAUCUAAUCUUUUCCGACUUGUUCCAAUCAUGGUUCUCUUGUUCUAGUUUUGCUAGUAAAAUGGACUUCUUCUUAAACUCCAAUUUGGUUAUCUCUUCUUCCUUAACUUCCUUGUAAAGUUUCUGCUCUGCAGCAUAAAGCUUCUCAAGGGUAAUGCAGUGAGCUCCAGGUUUGCAAGGUUCACUAGUACUAAAGACCUCAGUGAAGUCCCUAGGUGGCUGUAAUGACCUAGAAGACCAGCUCCAUGACAAUGCACUGAACACCUUAGCAGAAUUGCUCCUCUUCCAUUUGUUUUCUCUGGAACUAUGUGAGAGAGAAGUGUCCCCUCUGGAGAUAUCCAUAAGAAUAGCUAUUUCCUUCCCGCCAGCUGAUGCUUUGAGGAAAUAGUCAUCUAAAUCUCUCACAAUAGCCUCCAAUGUCUUCCUGCGCCUCCACUGAACCAUACUCAUAUCGGCAGUGUCCUUCGUCUGCCAGCUCGUCAUGGAUGAGUUAUCAUCAACCAAUUCCACAGGAAGACGACGACAAUGCUGCUGCUGUCUCGGCUGCUGCUGACUUGGAACCGUAUUACUGGGACCUGCCGCCCCACUAACUUCCUCUCCUCCAUGUUCUUCCUCAUCAAACUCAGUCUUGGUCUCAGCCCAAGUCUCCUCCUCCAUUGCUGAUUCCACUAUCUCGCCACUCUCCUCGUGAUCCGGCAAAGAAUGAGGCUCAAGGAAGGGAUCCCAAUAGUUCCACGAUGAUGAGCUCUCAGGAGGAGGUGGUGGAGUUCCUCCUCUAUCGCCCUCAUCAUCAAUUGCCAUGCUCUCUUCGUGAGAAGCUAAGUGGUCGGUAGUAACUUCUUGUUCUUGUUCUUCUUUUGGGUUAUUAUCACUGCUGGACUUCCUUGAAUCAGGACUGAAAGGGAGUGGCGGUGGGGAAGGAGGCAACUGAAGUGGUGGCGAUGGAGGCAGUGCCAAGCCAAUGCCAUAGGAGGUGCUCUCAGUAUCCAAUGACUCAGAUUCAGUGAACUGCCUAAGGGUCACACCUGUAUUCCUGAGUGCUCUCAAGUAAGCCAGUAGAGAAUCAGCAAAUUCACCUCUGAAUCCCACCAACUGUCUCAUCAGCUUCCUUCUCUCUUUACAAAUCCUAACUCUUUCUUCCUCAUCAAUCCUUGAUGCCACACAACCCAUCUUUUUAGGGUACGAUUGAAGAGAUUCCUGAAUAUUAUUGAACCUUCAAAAUACAACCCCAAGGUUGGAAAGGAAUACUUGGAGAAAACCUCCCUUUUCCCCUUAGUUAUGAUUUAUGAAUCUUAGAUAGAAAGUACCUCAGUGCAAAAAGAAAACAAAACCUAACCGGCUAACUGAGCUAUUCACAGUUUUAGCAUGCCAUUUUAGCAAACAAGUGUGGGACUUGAAGGGGGGAAGAAAGGGAGAAGAAUCCCUCUUGAAGAAGAGACCAAUGGGCUCCAAAACAACCUCUAACUUACAGAUUAACAACACAAAAUAAAAUUUCCAAGUGGGUUUUGCAGUUCUAAAGAAGAGAAGCAGUGGGCAUUAGAGCUGCAUGGAUUUGAGUAGCUCCAAGAGAAAAACCAGAGAGAUCCAAGGUGAAAACUUCUCACCCUCUCAAGUUAGAGAAAAUGGUGUAGCCCAACUGUUAAAAAGAUCCAAACUUUCUCACUUCCAGCUUGAUCCCAACAUUCUAUACCCUCCCAUCUACUCCAUUUCCCAGCUGUUCAACUUCAAAAGAGGACAGAGCACCAGAGACCCAGAAUCGCCGCUGCUGCAAAACCAGGAGCAUGGAAGAGAGUGAGUAGUGAGUUAAACAAAUGAAACGUCAUGGUCUCAAGAGAGGGAGAAACCAGAGAUAGAGUGGUAAAUGGUAAUGGAAAAGAUAAUAAGGGAGGAGAAGAGACAGGAAAACAAGGAGAACUGACAUGGAAACUGGUGAAAGGAAGCAGGGAAAGAAGAGAAUGGGAUUUUUAGAGGCUAAUGUAAUGUUGGUCUCUUUAUCUCUCUGUGUACUGCUCCCCUGCUCAAUUAAUAAUAAACAAAUUCACAUGCUCAUCCGUUUUCUCCUUUUUUCAACUUUGCUGAGUAGAUAUUAAAUGCAAGAUGAAGGUGGCUGGAGAACGAAGAAGAAGAAGCA
Molecule: messenger RNA, 8615 nt
Organism: Linum tenue
Lineage: Eukaryota; Viridiplantae; Streptophyta; Magnoliopsida; Malpighiales; Linaceae
Source: the annotation of a GenBank genome assembly